Molecule: messenger RNA, 1208 nt
Organism: Tricharina praecox
Lineage: Eukaryota; Fungi; Ascomycota; Pezizomycetes; Pezizales; Pyronemataceae
Exons: 3
Coding region: 156-1061 (301 amino acids)
Source: RefSeq, a predicted model, not a curated record
GAAUCAUCGUACUCAUCCAAUGGGUGGUCGAUACGCGACCCACAUGGAUACCCAGCCCUGCCACUCGAGCUUGUGGAUUGAUUUAAGUCCGACGACCAGCUGCCUGGAGCUGAAGAGUACGGCGGGGAUCAAAGAACACAUUACUUGCUGAAAUAAUGCAGAAGGUCGAAUAUGUCGAGAUUUACGAUGCAGUGUAUACCGUGGAGCAUGACCGAGAGGGAGAACUCGAGGUGCCGACCAGGCAGCACCCGUUAAGACGCAUAGGUUCGGCGAAGAACGGACCACGGCCGAUUCCCCAUCAUCCUCAACCUGGAGAUUCCGUGCCCCUCGACGAAUCAACCGAGUAUGGUCGAGAGCGGCUCGGGUUUGAGGGUGAAGCCGUGGACAGUCCGGUUAAUCUUUCGGAUGAGGAAUCUUAUUCUCAUGAAUAUUCGGAUGAAUAUUCCUCAGUGUAUUCGGAUGAAUAUUCCUCAGUGUAUUCGGAUGAAUAUUCCUCAGUGUAUUCGGAUGAAUAUUCCUCAGUGUAUUCGGAUGAAUAUUCCUCAGUGUAUUCGGAUGAAGACAGACAUUCCCAAGCUGCAUACCACGAAGACGAGCGGGAUCUCCACAGGGGCGGCUGUAGAGAAUCUUCCAAUCCCCGAAUCUACACGCAGCACGGGCCCGUUGCUAAGGAGAUUUACGGUCGAAAAGCCCAGGUUCACAACGGAUUUCAGCGUCGGAUGUCUUCCGGCUUCAUGGAAGGGGAAGUUGUCAGCACACAGCACGGGCCGGUUGCUAGUGAGAUUUAUGCUCCAGUAACCUAUCACUCAGGCGGUCAUCAUCAUCGGGUGUCUUCUGCAUCGAGGCGAUCGCACGCCAGGAAUAAAGCGGAUAUUUCGGUUCAACAUGGGCCAACAUACGUAUAUCUCUCUCGAAGGAACACGGCCCAUGAUGAUGACGUAGUACGGUAUUCAAACCACCGGCAGCACUCGGAACAUCAGCACUCCCGCCGCGGGCCUACGAAAGCUGUUGAGGCUCCUCAAGAGCCAGCGCCAACACACCGUCAGAGAUAUCAGAGAUAGUCAUUGAGACGACCGAGUCAUAAUUCUCUUUCAGAUACCGUGGAAUCGUUACGCAAGAAAGCAGAUGCUUACUUGCACAGCCACCAGCCGUAGGAGGUGGAAAUCCAAUCGAAGAUAUCUAUGCAGGGUUAAGGGAGAUGGUGGACC